UCUUCUUUUUCAGAUUUUCUCAGCAAACGAACGGGGAUAUUUAUGUCGCCUAAGUCUGAUCUGUUUAACACUGGGGCUGUCAACAAGCUCUGGUUUUUCACUCUCUCUUGUUGCUUCUGUUCCUUCUUCUUCUUUAACUUUUGGUCUCUUGAAAAGAGAAACCCACAGAGGUUUUUCAGAUUUUCUACCAGGACAAAAAGGCCUUCAAAGGCAAAUUUUGAAUCAAGAGAUGAAUUUUAGCAAAACAAAGGCGAAAAGAGAAGAAAAUUUGUUUUCAAUGAGGAAGCUUCGCAUAAUCUACCAUGAUCCUGAAGCCACAGACUCCUCAAGUGAAGAAGAAGAUGAUUGCCGUCACAGAAAAGCUCGUAAAUUUCCGGGUGCUAAGCGAUAUGUUGCAGAGAUUUCUCUUCCGGGUUUGCUACGAGAAGCCUGUAGAGAAAAUUCUUUGCAGCAUAAUGUUGUUGAAGGCAAAACUACUGAAGCUGGUGAUGGUACAGAGGUUGAAGAGAAUAAGAGAGCUCAUAAGUCAUCUACCAUAUAUAAAGGCGUGCGGCGGAGGCCUUGGGGGAAGUAUUCGGCAGAGAUCAGGGAUCCGUUCAGGCGGAUUCGAGUUUGGCUUGGAACUUAUACUACUGCAGAAGAGGCUGCAAUGGCUUAUCAGAACAAGAAGCGCGAGUUUGAGAAUAUGAUUGAAUUCAAGAAGAAUAAGAAUUUGUCGAUUGCAUCUACUGAAUCAACUCUAGCCUUAGAAGAUAGUAAGGAUCAGUUUUCACAUCCAUCGCCAUCAUCUGUGCUGGACGUAACAACUUCAGCUUCACUUACUAACCCGUUCGGCGAUCAAAUCAAAGAAGAGAAUGUCUAUGAAAAGUUUGUGAAAGAAUGCAACCUGGAGAAGGCUGCCAGAGGAGAAUUCUGUUAUGAAUAUGAGCAAUCUGUAUCAUAUCUGUUGGAAGUGCCAGAAUUAUCACAAAAAAUUGCCGAUGAUUUGGGAGAUUUCAGUUUCAAUGACAUAUUUAAGCGAGGCGAGGACGAUUAUGACCAAUUCUCUGCGGUGCAUAAUCAAAAUUACCUUGAAGAUUCCUGUGUGUUGGAAGAUUUGGGAAAUGGUGAGGUGAUUAAUAAUUUAUCUGACAUGGAGCCUAGUCUGGAGGACUUUGCUUGGGCCGACGGAGCUCUGAAUAUUUCAUGCUGAUAAAUUUUUGCAGUUAGGAAUAUGAUUUUACUAUAUGUUAAUAAAAUCUUAAGAACAAGAUGCUUUGAAGUUCUUGAGAGUUUUGUCAAAUUUGUCGAGGAGAGUUUCUCUCGUUGGAGCCUCUGAGAUUUUGCAAGUCCUUGUACCUGAAUGAUAACUUAUGAUAUAAACUUUUGCUAUUUUCUUAA
Messenger RNA from Mangifera indica (mango), 1380 nucleotides. Its product is annotated as ethylene-responsive transcription factor ERF117. NCBI's taxonomy places the organism in Eukaryota, Viridiplantae, Streptophyta, Magnoliopsida, Sapindales, Anacardiaceae. The transcript has 2 exons. Gene Ontology annotation, biological process: regulation of DNA-templated transcription. Gene Ontology annotation, molecular function: DNA-binding transcription factor activity; DNA binding. The record is from RefSeq and is a predicted model, not a curated record. The coding region runs from base 230 to 1192 and encodes 320 amino acids.